UACAUUUCCCAGUUGCCAUUGACACACAAAACUUAGGAAUUAUUACAAAGUGAAAAAUAUCACUAGUACUAUAGCCUAAUAAUCUCCCAAAACCUCCAAUGGGUUCACUCCCUUCACCACCAAGACCAACAGCCCCACCAUCGCCAGAAAAUUUUCACUCCAAUCACGUUGUGGUUGCUGUGUUUUGCCCUAGAGAACCAACCCCAGGUGUGAGCCUCCCUAACUCAAUUGAGCUCUAUUACCCAUCCAUCAACACAUGGACCUGUGUUGGCCCAAUUCCUGGCCUAAUUGAUGACCAAAUCUUAAAGGGGUUCGCAAUAGUCUCCCUAGGGGACUUUAUCUACAUAAUUGGUGGCCAAAUUUGUCACAAAGAAAUGGUCCACGUGUCCGAUGAAUGUGCUGACUACGUGGACGAGGGAAUCCAAGUUGUGCCAAAUGUUCUCCGUUACAACAUUAGGACCAACCAAUGGUUCAAUUGUGCUCCCCUAGGCGUGGCACGGUAUGAUUUCGCGUGCACCGUUUGUGACAACAAAAUCUACGUGGCGGGGGGGAAGUCCACGCUGGCAACCGCGCAUGGGAUCGCCUCGGCUGAGGUGUACGAGCCGGGGCUGGACACGUGGAGCCCUUUGCCGAAUUUGCACAUUUUGAGGUACAAGUGUAUAGGGGUGACGUGGCAAGGGAAGGUUUACAUAGUGGGGGGGUUUGCUGAGAGGGAGGACUCAAAUAAGACAAUGGCAAGCAUAGUGGAACGUAGUUCUGCUGAGGUGUAUGACAUGCAAGCAGGGAAGUGGGACCUCAUUGCGGGGAUGUGGCAAUUGGAUGUUCCACCUAAUCAGAUAGUGGCAGUGAAUGGUACUCUUUUCAGCUCAGGGGAUUGUUUGAAUGCAUGGAAGGGACACAUUGAGGCUUAUGAUGGGAAACUUUGGAAUGAAGUUGAUGGUUCACACAAGCAAAAUUUGUCAACAUUUGAGAACAAUUAUGAGAAUUGCCCUUCUAAUGAUCAACGUUUGUACCUAACUAUGGCACCAAUUGGGACUCGUUUGUUUUUCUUGGCAGGUUAUAGGAUAGGUGGGGAAGUGCCGAGAACCAUGUCUGUGGUGCACAUGUUUGACACUUCAGCCACCAGAGAUGCUUGGAGGAGCUUUGAGCCAAUGGAAUCUGAGGGUCAGAAAGAGCUUUGUGGCCAUUGCUGUGUUGUGCAACUCUCUUAACUAAGAGUUGAAAAAAAAAAAAGAAUGAUUUGUGUUUAAUUUAUAGACUAUAUGUUAUAAUGAAUGCAGAAGUUUUUUACUAGUUA
Molecule: messenger RNA, 1297 nt
Organism: Cajanus cajan (pigeon pea)
Lineage: Eukaryota; Viridiplantae; Streptophyta; Magnoliopsida; Fabales; Fabaceae
Product: F-box/kelch-repeat protein SKIP30
Molecular function (GO): protein binding
Source: RefSeq, a predicted model, not a curated record